UCAGCUCUGUGCCUCACCUCUCUGCUUUUACUGUCUCGGGGGACGGCAGCCGGUCAUGACCACCAAGUCCUCGCUUAACGGGAGCGCUGACCACCUGAAAUACGGGGAGGCUCAGGAGAUCCCACCUCUGAGGAACUAUCUCUGUCUCACCAUGUUCACCUGUUUCUGCCCUGCAUGGCCCAUCAAUAUUGUGGCGUUGGUUUUCUCUUUACUGUCCCAAAAGAGCUACGACGAAGAGGACUACGAUGGCUCCAAGCGUCUGGGUCGGAAAGCUCUCCACCUCGGGAUCAUUUCCUUUGUCAUUGGCUUUGUGAUCAUCACUGCCUACACCGCUGUACACUUUACCACGCAUGUGGUGUGACCUCUUGAGGAGGAAGAGGAGGUGGAAGUGGAGAAGAGGUGCUGGAGAGAUCAGCUCCACGGGAUGCAAAGCAGCUCUGCUUGGCUUCUGUCAUCAACAGCUCUGGAGGUUGUGCAAGAGCUGGCAGAGACUUACUGUACUGCUGGAGACAUCUUUGUUUCAGCUGUUGUGUAAAUGAUAUCGCAAGGACACUUUUUACAGUUUUUAUAAGUGUAAGGUGAAAGGAAUGAUUAUGCACAGGACCCUACCAGCACUUCCACUGAUGAAACGUGGUGCUGCUCUGUAACUAAAGACCUAUAAUGGACUGUGUCACAUUUCUAUUAUAUCUUAUUGAUUACUGUACCUAUUGAUAACUGAUUACUGUGAUUUAAUAUUGGCACAUCGAACUGCUCUCCUUAACAAGUUGUCGGCAUAAAAAUGUCAAAUUAAAAGUUUUAUGUUAAACAAAGUUCUGCUAA
Messenger RNA from Epinephelus lanceolatus (giant grouper), 819 nucleotides. Its product is annotated as transmembrane protein 233. Lineage: Eukaryota; Metazoa; Chordata; Actinopteri; Perciformes; Serranidae. The record is from RefSeq and is a predicted model, not a curated record. Gene Ontology annotation, cellular component: membrane.